UCAAAUGACGUCUUGUUUCGAAAGAACUCGGCAAGUUUUUUUGCAACGAUUCCCGAAAAGUGUCGACUGAAUUUUGUAAAACGACGCAAAGGGAAUUUGUACUAAAUAAUAAAAUUAAAAAUUAAUUAAUAUACAGAAAAGAAUAUUCAGUAAUAACGAAAGGUGUUAAACUUCGUAAAAAUCUGUAAAUCUGCUUAAACGAGUAAUUUUCGAUUGUAAAAAAUUACGUGAAAAUAGGAGAGAUAGUGAAGGAAAAAUCAAAGCGGAGCAGCAAAGAGUCUAGCAAGGAAGAUCCUAUUUCACCACAGUGGCUGAGUCGCCAUUUUGUCUACUGGCCGGCUGAUUUUGCUUGCGGGAUAUGGAAAAUUCGCUAAUCUUAAAAAAAUAUUGAGUUGAUUAGACGGUGACGUUGUAGUCGAAAAGAAAGAGCCGAAGUUAAAGUAAUCAAAAGGAUAAAUGAUCAUUGCUAAUUGUGCAUAGUUGUGGUAUAUAAUUGUAAAGUGGUCAAAUAAUUGCAAAAUCAAGACAAAGCGGAAUUCGACUGCAAUCCAAUGGUAAUAGGGCGGAUGCAAAAAAUGUAAAUGGAUUUAUACUUCUCCCAAUUGAAUAUGUAAAUGACCGAUAGCAAAAUCAUCAAAUUGCUUGUGCUUAAUUAAGGGUCAAGAAGGUAAAAGAGCAGCAAGCAAUAUUUAAACUACUAAUAGAUCAUCACCAAAAAGUAACAACGGCUAUAACAACGAAGCACAAAAUCAAAAGGUUGCAGCUGUGGAAGCGGCGGUGGCUGUAAAAGAUUAGAAGUUGCAUUUAAUUGUUAAAGUGCAGCAGUAUCAGUGCCUCAGUUAACUACCACGAAGAGAUGACGUUUGAUACACGCGGACGCCAGACAGGCGGGGGAGGUGGUAGUACCGGUAACGAUAAUUCAAAUGUGGGCACGGCAAAUACAAAUAGCAAUCUAAAUAGUAAUAGUGGUACAACCCUUGGGAAUACUACUGGCGGCGGUAGUGGGGGAGGCGUUAACAAUGGCAGUGUAGAACAACCUACACCUUCUACAGUUAAUCCGGAUGCAACUUCGCAGGGUGGAGAGACAACGGUCAACAACGCUGUUGUCGACAACAUAACACCCGAAAAACUAAUUUCAUCGUUUCCUACGUUAAAAUUGCGCUCAUUGACACAAAAGAUCUCAAAUCCACGUUGGGUUGUACCAGUGCUGCCUGAACAAGAGUUGGAAGUAUUGCUUAACGCAGCAAUUGCGCUAACAGCAGCAGGUGUGGAUCAUGACUGCGAACCAUGCGUGGAAUUCUAUCGCAAUGCCCUUACUACUUCCUUUUCAAAAAUCCUCACCGACGAGGCGGUUAAUUCAUGGAAAUACAAUAUCCAUCAUUGCAUUUUAUUGUCCUGCGGCAAAUUGCUCCAUUUAAUUGCCAUACAUAUGCCGCGUGAUAAUCCCUAUUUAUUGGAUUUGCUUGCUAUGGUCUUUGAUCCGGAGAACAAGUUUAAUACAUUCAAUGCCGCACGUCAACCCAGUUGUUUUGCUGCUCCGGAAUUUCUUUGGGGCGUAUUAGACGCUAAUAAAAUGUUUGCUAAACCACCACCAGAGCCUAAAAAUCCGCGUGGCUGGCUUGUUGAUUUGAUCAAUCGUUUCGGUCAGCUUGGCGGUUUCGAUAAUCUGCUAGAACGAUUCAAUUGUGGUUUGCAGUUGUUAAAGAAGAAUCAAGAGCAAAGUGGACUCGAAUCGUCGGGAUCUGGCUUAGAUUUAAGCAGCAAGACUAGCAAAUCGUCACAGUCGUCCGACGAAAGUCAAGAUAAUAAAUUAACAUUGGCGUUGAUAUUUAGCCUACUACGUCCUUUCGGGCAGUGCAGUGAGCUAUUAACACCUGCUACUAUUGCCAAAUAUUUUAUGCCAAUUUGGAAUGUGGUAUUGGAUCUAUUAGAUAGUUUCUCCGAUGAUGAAUUGAAGCGUGAAGCGAAACCAGAGGGACGAAACGAUUACAUUAACGGUAUUGUGAAGUCGGCACGUUUGUUGGCAAGUCGUUUGCCAGGACAAGAGGAUUUGAUACGAGAUCUGGAAAUGUUUCGUCUGAAAAUGAUACUACGUCUACUACAAGUCUCUAGUUUCAAUGGCAAAAUGAAUGCACUAAAUGAAAUCAAUAAAGUGCUCAGCUCUGUUUCAUAUUAUUCACAUCGCACGCAGCAAUUACAACACUGCCUGCCAGAUGAUGAAAUGGACUGGUUAACGGCGGAGCGCAUGGCUAACUGGAUUAAAGACUCUGAUGUGCUGGGUAUUGUUUUGAAAGAUUCACUACAUCAACCCCAAUAUGUGGAGAAGCUGGAGAAAAUCAUUCGCUUUCUGAUCAAAGAACACGCAUUGACGCUAGAGGAUUUAGAUGCCGUUUGGCGUGCACAAGCGGGUAAACAUGAGGCGAUUGUAAAGAAUGUGCACGAUCUUUUGGCGAAAUUGGCUUGGGAUUUUACACCCGAACAGCUGGAUCAUCUCUUCGAAUCGUUUCAGACAAGCAUGACAAACGCCAAUAAGCGUCAACGGGAACGACUGCUUGAAUUGAUAAGACGCUUGGCCGAAGACGAUAAAAAUGGUGUAAUGGCACAAAAAGUAUUGAAACUUUUUUGGACGUUGGCACAUAGUCAGGAAAUACAACCAGAUGUAUUGGAUCAAGCUUUGGCGGCACACGUAAAAAUCUUGGACUAUAGCUGUUCGCAAGAGCGUGACGCGCAGAAAAUUGUCUGGUUGGAUAAAUGUGUACAAGAAUUGAAGAGUGGUGAUAAUUGGGUGUUGCCCGCUUUACGUUUAAUACGUGAAAUCUGUUGCCUAUACGAUUCUUUGCCCAGCCAUGCACCCCGUCCACAGCAAACACUUAAUCGGCAACAAGUCAUCGAGCGUUUGCAAAACGACUAUACUUUGGUGAUUUUGGUGACAAAUAGUUUAACAACGUAUAUGGACAAAAUACGCACUAUGAUCGCUGAGAUGCCGAAUGUGGAGCCGAACUCAUUAUGUAUCGAUGGAAGAUAUCCACAUAAUAUGCAAAUACAAGAGCGUUUAGAUUUUCUGAAGUUCUUGCUGAAGGAUGGUCAACUGUGGUUGUGUGCCGAACAGGCGAAGCAAAUUUGGCACUGCCUGGCGGUAAGCGCGGUAUUCCCAAGUGAUCGUGAAGAAUGUUUUCGAUGGUUUGGUAAAUUAAUGGGCGAAGAACCCGAUCUGGAUCCAGGCAUAAAUAAAGACUUCUUCGAAAACAAUAUUUUACAACUCGAUCCGCAAUUGUUGACUGAGAGUGGUAUCAAAUGCUUCGAACGCUUCUUCAAGGCUGUCAACUCCAAGGAGGAUAAAUUGAAAGCAAUACAUCGCGGUUAUAUACUUGACAAUGAGGAUCUCAUUGGUAAAGACUAUCUGUGGCGUGUCAUUACCACGGGUGGCGAAGAAAUCGCCAAUAAGGCUAUUGAUCUGCUAAAAGAGGUUUCGACAGCGCUAGGACCGCGCCUGCAGGAGAGUAUUUGUGAUUUUCAUGAAAUGUUCAUUGCCGAAUGCUGCGAACGACUGCGUACACAUUAUAGUAAUAUAAUUAUUUUGGGCAAAACAAUUGGCAGCAACAGUUCAAAUGAUCCUAGCCAAGCGGAUGCCGAUUCGAAGGAUAUUAAGGAUCGUUUCAUUGAAGCUGAGAAAAUGUGCCGUAUUAUAAAAGUAUUGCAAGAGUAUAUAAAAGAAUGUGAUCGUUCAUUUAAUGGAGAUCGCUACCUAUUGCCCCUUAGUCGGGUGACACGCGGCAAAAAUACUAGUCUCUAUAUACGCUUUCAAAAUCCCGGCCGACCCAUUGACGAUAUUGAGGUGACAACACACAGUAACGAGACGGUGGCAUCAUUCAAGCGCAAUUUAUUGAAACGCAUCAAAGGCAAUUCACCAGCCAACAUAAAGGUCGAUUUGUUCUACAAUAACGGUGAACUAAUUGAGAUUAGCGAUGAGAUCAAUCCACUGUAUCAGUAUGCCAUACGUGAUAAAAUGAUACUCACAGCCAAGUUGACACCAGUCGGUCCAGGGCUGGCCAGUAGCCCCGAUUCAUCGAGCGACUCCAGCACCGGCUCACCGCCACGUCCCUGCCCCGACAUGCAACGUGUCGAGUCGGAGAGCACGCUGCCCGGUGUGAUCAUCGCACAGAACUACAAAUAUACCGAGUUUUUCCUGAAGCUAUAUCAACUGGGCAGCGACUUAGAUCAUGGUCGGUUGCGUGAGAGCGCAAAAUCAUUGUUGCAUUUGUUGCCAUGUGACUGGCACACCGUAAAGAUGUUGCAAACCAUGUGUCGCGUGCAGGGACAACUGCAGGGCGGCACCAAUGAUGUUGUUAGGGCCGCGGUGACAGUGGAUGCCGUUAGUGGUAGUAGCGCUAUACCAAGUGGCGUAAAAGAGGAAGAGGCUGAAACGGUGGGCGUAGGCAAUGGCAGUGGUGUUGUGCAAAAUACAACCGCCUUUGAUGGUGAUCAGAUCAAUCUGCAGGAAUGCACACCUGAGAUGCUAUUUCUGCAUGGCACACCCGCACAGGUACUCUACAAUUUGGGUGUAUUGAAUGGUUUGCUGAUACCAGCUUUGGAUCCCUACGGCGAGGCGGCAAUGCAAGUUCAAUCGGCUUGGUUACAUUCGGGCUGUGCACAUUUCAUACUCGAGUUGUUGACAAAAAAUAAUUUCCUACCCAAUGCCGAUAUGCAUACCAAACGUGCGGCAUUUCAUUGUGUACUACAUCUUGCAAGAUUGUUCCUCUACACCGUGGGCUAUGUGCUGUCACGUGUCGGCGACGAGCCGAUGCUACGCGAUUUCGAUGUAGGCGCACGUUCACAAGUUGAAAUACUUAAGCAAAUACUAAAUUCGAUACCGAACAAUUCGGAGAGCACCAUGCGCGCCAUCUCCACAAAAUUGGCUGAAAAUUUAGCCGCAGAAAUGCUUUCGGCCAGCGCCGAGGGUGAACGUUGUCGCAUACUAUUCAGCUCGACGCUGCAGUGGUCCUGCCCAGACAUAGCGACCAUCAAGGCUGUUAUACAAUUGGCUUGGUCAUCAUCGUGUGGCAAUCUGCAAGCGCUUGGCAAUAAAAAUGACUUUGCCAAUGAUAUAUCAAUGCCGGAUGCGCAGGACUUUGCCAUGUGUAAAGAGGCGCUCGAAGUGCUAACCAUUUCAUUGGUACUUAAUCCCAGUGCUAACGAGGCAUUAAACAACGACCCGAUUUGGCCGAAAUUCAUUACAUCGCUUAUAUUGAAGAAUCCAUCGCGUCAUGUGCGUCAAAUCGCCGCCGAUCAGCUGUUUCUCUCGUGCACUUACUGUGCCGGUGAUCGUCGUCCAUUCGCAUAUAUGGUUAAUCUGCUGGUGAAUUCGCUGAAAACGCUCGUGCCACAAUACGAGGCAACUUGCGCCGAUUUCUUUCAAUUGCUCUGCCGCACCCUCUCCUAUGGCAGUGUGUGCAAUUGGCCGCUGAACAUUGGGGACGGCUUACUGACCGAGGAGAUCAAUUGGCUGCAGAAGAUACGGGAAAAUGUUAUACAUACCGGUGACAUACAGGUGCAUGAGGAUCUAUUGGAGGGUCAUCUGUGUUUGGCCAAAGAAUUGAUGUUCUUUUUGUCGCCAGAGACCAAGGCCCAACUUACCGAUUUGAUCGACGAGAUAAUUGAUAUUUUCCUCUUUCCGGCUUCACGUGAAUACCUGCACUUGCGCAAGUUCAACAAAUUGCGAAAUCCCACAUCACCCCCACCCGUUUGUCGUAGUCCCCACACCAUAGCGGCGGCUUGCGAUUUCUUGAUAGCACUCUGCCAAAAUUGUGUUCCUAACAUGAAAUUGCUGACCAACACGCUAAUCGAUUUCGUGUGCACCGAUACGGAUCCGUUACGUGAAUGGGACUUUCUACCGCCGGUUGGUCCACGACCCGUCAAAGGUUUUUGUGGUUUGAAGAAUGCCGGCGCCACGUGCUACAUGAAUUCGGUGUUGCAACAAUUGUAUAUGGUGCCAUCCAUACGCGUCGGUAUAUUGAAGGCUGACGGUGCUGCUAUAAUUGAGAAUGAAGAUUUCAGCGGCGAAACUGAUGUGGCUAGCAUAAAUAGUGCGCUUUUCUCCAGUGCCGGUAACGGUGAAGACAAUAGCAGCAACACUGAUGUGCGGAAAAACUAUCACGUGGUCAUAUUAAAAUAUGUGCAGGCGAUAUUUGGCCAUCUGGGUCACAGUUCGUUGCAAUACUAUGUGCCACGUGGCUUGUGGGCAUAUUUUAAACUACAAGGUGAACCGGUUAAUUUGCGCGAGCAACAAGAUGCAGUUGAAUUCUUUAUGUCGCUCUUCGAGAGUCUGGAUGAAGGUCUUAAGGCAUUGGGUCAUACGCAAUUGAUGAACGCCACAUUGGGUGGUUCGUUUAGCGAUCAGAAGAUAUGUCAGGAGUGCCCACAUCGUUACUCCAAGGAGGAGCCGUUCAGUGUGUUCAGCGUGGAUAUACGAAAUCAUAGCUCAUUAACAGAAUCGCUGGAGCAGUAUGUCAAAGGGGAACUGUUAGAGGGCGCUGAUGCAUACCAUUGUGAUAAAUGUGAUAAAAAAGUAGUUACAAUUAAGCGGUUGUGUGUAAAAAAACUACCGCCUGUGUUAGCCAUUCAAUUAAAGCGUUUCGAAUAUGAUUACGAGCGCGUUUGCGCCAUUAAAUUUAAUGAUUACUUUGAGUUCCCACGCGUUCUUGAUAUGGAACCGUAUACAGUUUCUGGCCUAGCCAAAUUGGAGGGUGAAGUCAUUGAGGUGGGUGAUAAUUGCCAAUCGAAUGGCGAAACAACCAAAUAUGAAUUAAGUGGCAUUGUGGUCCAUAGCGGACAGGCUUCCGGUGGCCAUUACUUUAGUUAUAUACUUUCUAAAAAUCCCUCCACUGGCAAGGAGCAAUGGUAUAAAUUCGACGACGGCGAAGUGAGUGAAUGUAAAAUGCACGAAGAUGAGGAAUUGAAAGCGCAAUGUUUCGGUGGCGAUUACAUGGGCGAAAUUUACGAUAAUAAUUUGAAGCGAAUGCAAUACCGGCGUCAGAAGCGCUGGUGGAAUGCAUAUAUGCUUUUCUAUACGCGUUGCGAUCAAAAACCUAUACAAUUCGAACCCUGUGUGGAGCAAUUGUCAUUGGCCGAAAGUCGUAAUUUUGUUUUACCGCUGCCAAAACCAAUCGAACGCAGCGUGCGUCAUCAAAAUGUACGAUUUCUGCACUCGAAGAGUAUUUUCUCGGUGGAAUUUUUUAAUUUCAUAAAAAAAUUAGUUAGCUGUAGUAUACCGUCAACACGUCCGGACAAAAUGACACCAGCUGCUGAGGAGCUUUCAUUGCUGGGUGUUCAACUAGCAUCGCAAUUCUUAUUUCAUACAGGUUUUAGAACGAAAAAAUCGUUGCGCGGACCGGUUAUUGAGUGGUACGACACUUUAUCACAUCACAUUCGUUUUUCUUCGCUCGUGCGCAAAUGGUUCGCCGCCAAUGCUCUACUCAAUCCAUCAUCCCGUUUGGGUGAAUAUAUAUUGAUGGCACCAUCGCCGGAAGUUCGCACUGUGUUUGUCAAAUUGGUGGUUUUCUUCUGUCACUUUGCCAUAGCCGACGAGCCGCUGGCUGGCUACGAAGGCAGCAAUUUGUGUGAACAGAUUUUAAUAAGCGUUUUGGAUUUGUUGAAGUGUGAAGCCGUCGAUUAUGGCAAACAUUUGCCGCACUACUUUAGUCUAUUUAGCAUGUAUGUGGGCUUGGGCAUACCGGAAAAGCAACAACUGUUGAAGUUGAAUGUGCCGUUUGUAUUCAUGCAAGUCGCUUUGGACGAGGGUCCCGGUCCAUCGAUAAAGUAUCAAUAUCCUGAACUGAGUAAACUGCAUCAAGUGGUCUCGCAUUUAAUACGUUGCAGCGAUAUUUCUGACAAAUGCCAGAAUUCGAAUCAAAAUGCACAACCACUUGAGAAUCCAUUUAAGGAUUCAAAUAUUAGGCGUGAAGAAUUGGUGCCAUUAUCUCCAGAAUGUGCUGACAUACUCUUCAAUCGAACGGGCUAUAUUAAGAAACUGAUCGAGGACACAGCUGUUGGCGAGGAGGGCAUCAAAUUGCUGCAGUAUUGCAGCUGGGAGAAUCCACAUUUCUCACGUGCUGUACUAACCGAACUGUUGUGGCAAUGCGGUUUCGCCUACUGUCACGAUAUGCGCCAUCACACCGAAUUGCUGUUGCAUAUAUUGUUAAUUGAAGAUUCGUGGCAACACCAUCGCAUACAUAAUGCUCUCAACGGUGUAGCGGAGGAACGCGAAGGCCUGCUCGAGACGAUACAGCGCACAAAGACGCAUUAUCAAAAGCGCGCAUACCAAAUAAUCAAAUGCCUUACACAACUAUUCCACAAAUCACAAGUGGCCCUACAGAUGCUUAAUUCGAAUGCCAGUAUUGCACGGCAUUGGACCAUGGCCGUGGAGUGGUUGCAAGAUGAAUUGGAUCGGCAACGUAGCUGUCAAUACAAUUCGUAUUCGUGGUCACCACCGGCCCAGAGCAAUGAUAACACAAAUGGCUAUAUGCUGGAACGUUCACAAUCGGCUAAGAAUACGUGCACCAUGGCGUAUGAAUUAUGUCCCGAAGAGGAACAAGAGGAGACCAAUGAGUCGGAUAUUGAGCCGGGCGAUGAGUCACAGCGACAGCAGCAGCUGCAACAACAGCAGCAGCAACAAAUUGCACAGACGCUGCAUGCACCUGCUGUGGAUGAUGAUACAGUACCCGCUAGUCCAGCACACAAACCGUUUACGGUGGGACCGGUGAACAGCGGCAGCACUACCGGCUAUUGGACUGCUGCGAAUACAUUUGCGGUUGAUAGUCAUACAACAACAACUACAACCACUUCGACCAGCAGCAGUGGUGGUGGCGGUGGUGGGGUUUUGACCGCUGUAAAUAGUACGGAAACACAACAGCAACAACAGCAAGCUAACACAGAUGCAAACAUAAACGGUUUGACGUCCAGUGUGAAACAGCUGACGCUCUCCCCUAAAACGUCCACCAGCGGCGGCAUUGGUGAGACGACAACGACUACAGUGACGACAAUGAUGACUGGCCCAGACAUCCAAAACUCCAAGCAAGCAAUGCUGACAGCGCAGCAGCAGACAAUGGCAAUAAUGUCGCCUGCAUUCAUACAACUACAACAACAAAAUCAACAACCAGCAGCGGGUGCAGUUACAUUAGCUGCUCUGACGGCAGUCACAUCAUCAAUAACAACAACAACGACGAUUUCAAUCAGUUUGCCUGUAAAUACAAUAAUAGCAACUGCGACAACUACAACAGCCGCAACAGCCACAAUCGCACCAACCACAAACACACUAAUCAACACACUCGCAGCAGUAGCAGCAACAAAAGCAACAACCAAAUUGGAGAACGGCGAUAAUAUAACAGCAGCAACAACAACAACAGCACUCAAUGAACAACAAUCAAUAACGUAGAUGAAGUUCUAAAACUCAUAGAGGAAAUGGCACACACAAACAACCAAAAUUACAUAUGCAACAACAACAAUACUAUUAAAUGAAAGGAGCAAAAAAGGAAAAAAUAUACGUAAAACGUGCGUUUUCCAACGUUUAAGAAACAAAUACACACACAUACAUACAAAGAAGCAUAUAGAUUGGGAGACGAAAUGAAAGCGAAGCGAAACAAAGCAAACAAACACAAAACAAAGAUGCAAAUAUUAUUAAUUUAAUUUAUUCAUUAUGAUAAUAAAAUAAAUAAAAAAUAUUGCAAAUAAUAAAACCAAACGAUAAUCGAAAUGAUGGAGGAGAGGAUAGUGAAGAAACUCUGAGGAUAGAAAGAGAGAGUGAGGGAGUGUCUGAUUGUGGGAGAGUUAGUAGAAGAAAAAUGCAAGCGGGUUAUAGCAUAACAAGCGAAAGUGCAUGUGCCAGAGCUGAAAACACUUGUAAGCAGCUUAAACUAUGUCCGGCGCCUUAAAGCGGGCUCCAAAAUUCCAAAGCGAACAAGCUGCUUACUUCUACUACACAGACACAAUAGUUAAUGGCAUGUUCUAAGCGCAGUUAAACUUAGGUGCAUACCGCGACGCACGAAGUACACGAAGGAGUCGUUCGAAAUCAGUGUAAGUUACUUCGGAGCGCAGCUACAGCCAGGCUUUUUAAAACGUAUGCAACACACUAAUUAUAAACUAAAUAAUUAAGGAAUUCAUACGAAAUAAUUAGUAUAACAAUACGUAUACACAAUUCUAUAACCUAACAACAUGCAUACAAACAUUAAGGGAAUACACAUGCAAUUGCACGAUAUAGAAGUAAAAUUCGAAACGAUUAUGUAAUAGUAUUAAAUUGAAGUGCAGUAAUGUAAGAAGAAGUAAAGGUCAGCAGAAGCUACAUACCUAACACACAUGAUAUAAAUUGAUUUAUUGGAGAAAUUGUUGCUGGAAGCAUGUGAUUCAUAUGCGCUGAAAGAACAACAACAGCGUUACAACAGCAAAACUACAAUUGCAAUGUAAAACGAAAAAAGUAGUUGUGUAAUACGGUUGCUGCAACGCAUUCGCAUUCGCACACACACUCAUACACAUAAGCGAAAUUAAAGUAAGACAGUCACUGUAAAUCGUGGAGAGCGCAUAAAUAAUUUUGAUUUCAAUGCAAGACGCUACACAUACAACUUUUUUAAUUUUUUGCUCUGCAAGAAAAACGCUAACUAACUCGGAAUAAUGAAACAAUUAAUAAAUAAAAUUGAAAAAAGAAUUAAAAUACAAUUUUUAAAAAAUAUUAAAACUAAAUAUAUGUAUAUGUAGGUAUGUAUAAGCAUAAUGUGUAUGUGCCGUACAGCAGACAUUACAGCACUGAUAGUUGCAAGUCUUACAAAUAUAUAAAUUAUGCAUACAUAUGUACGUACUAGUAACGAAAUAAUUAGAAAGUUAGCAAAAGGUGUGAAGAGCCAAAGCUAAACAUUUAUGCUUAUUAUUUAACUACAUACCUAAAUAUUUUAUUAUCAAAGUUAAAACUAGGUGUUAUUUUUAUUUUUGUUUUUAUUACUAUUUUUUUUUUGUACUUUUCACAAUAUAUUUUUUAAACGCCUGAYAUUAUAAGCAUAAAAGUAACUUAAGUUAAAGCAAAACAUGAAAACAUGCUGGUAACAUAAAAGAUUAAACAACUAAACAUUUAUUACGCUUGCGAAAAAGAAGUAAAGAAAUUUAAAAAGGUGUUUAAUAACAGUAAUAAAUACAUACAUAUAUAUAUAUAUAUAAUUAAAUUUAACUAAAUAAAUAAAUGAGGAGUAAUUAAAUCAAAGUUGAAUUCAACCUUAACGCGUACACACAAGUACCGUUAUACAUGAUAAAAUAUUUAGAAGUUUAUUUUAAAAUAUAACAUAUACAUAUACACAUACAUAUGUAUAUAUGUAUGCGCCUAUAGCUACACAGUUUUAGUUACGAAAAUGUUAUACGACGUUUUUCAUUUAAUUUAAUUAUGUAAAAUAAAUAUAAAAAAAACUUUAUCAACAAUGCAUAAUAACAAUAACAAUAACAAAGUAGUUAAAUAACCGAAACGAAGCAAAACAAAAAAUUAACACACACAUAAAAUGAAGCCAAAUUUGCAUUGUAUGAGCUCGUUCCAAAUGUACUAAGUAACGCAGAGCCUUGAAAAGGUCGUGCGCUUCGUCUAACAAUUGUAAUGAAAUGGCAAAACUGAAUAACCGAAAACGAAAACUGCUAUUUAUGAAAGUAUAUGGCAAAAGAUAUGUAAAAAAAUAUUAAGAUAUUGUUUUUAUAAAUGAAUGUAAAUGCGUGUAGAAGUGCACGUACAACGUUGCACACACAUGUUCAAUAUAAUUUUUUAAUUUUUAUUUACAUAUUAGAUUUUUUAAUUAUACAAAAUAAAAUAAAAAAGAAAUUAAUUAAAAACUAAACAGUAAAUUAAUACCAAGUAUAUGUAUUAGUGAGUGGAAAAGAUUAGAAUUGAUUAAGCAGCGAAUCGUUGGAUUGUAAAAUUUGUUAAUAUAUACAUACAUAUAUGCAUA
This is a messenger RNA of Bactrocera latifrons, 11966 nucleotides long. RefSeq names its product probable ubiquitin carboxyl-terminal hydrolase FAF (gene faf). The transcript has 21 exons. Gene Ontology annotation, cellular component: nucleus; cytosol. The coding region runs from base 857 to 9430 and encodes 2857 amino acids. Lineage: Eukaryota; Metazoa; Arthropoda; Insecta; Diptera; Tephritidae. Gene Ontology annotation, biological process: protein deubiquitination; cell migration. Gene Ontology annotation, molecular function: cysteine-type deubiquitinase activity; cysteine-type endopeptidase activity. The record is from RefSeq and is a predicted model, not a curated record.